UAUUUGUUCAUUGCAUAUUGGGUUGAAUGUUUGGUUUAAAUCUGUGCACAAUUUCCAUAGUUUUGAAAGACAUGUAGACGGACUCGCAUUGAUUCGUUUUUUUUUCUGAUGUGAAUCGAGGAGAGUGUGCGUAGUAUUUAGUGAGUGACAAUGGUGGGUUUCAGAAAAAAGAAGACUACUGAAAGAGAUGACACAUCGUCAUUCACAUCUUCCAGCACAUGUGAGGAAAUAGCGAGGAUAAUGGAGGAGGAGGAUGAGCGAGGCCCCGAAGAGGGGCAUCUCCUUGUGAGGAUACACGUUCCCGAACUCAAUGUACAAAAAUGCCUCCAGUUUCCUAGGGACCAACUAGUUUGGGAUGUCAAACAGCAAUGCUUGGCUGCUUUACCAAAGGAAUUGAAGGAGAGUUUCAAUUAUGGCCUCUUCUGCCCUCCAGAAAAUGGCAGAGCUGGAAAAUUUCUGGAUGAGGAGAGACGAUUGGGCGACUAUCCUUUCAAUGGUCCAGUGGGCUACUUAGAGCUGAAGUACAAGAGAAGAGUUUACAAAAUGAUCUCUUUAGAUGAAAAACAGUUGAAGAGCUUACAUACGAGAGCGAAUUUGAGAAGAUUUUUGGACUACGUGCAGAAUGGUCAAGUGGAGAAAAUCACGAAAAUAUGCGCCAAGGGCUUGGAUCCAAAUUUUCACUGUCAAGAAACUGGUGAAACACCUCUGACCAUUGCAACUGGUAUCAAAAAACCCGCCAAAGUCCUCAUGGCGCUUGUUAAUGGAGGGGCUCUCCUAGAUUACCGAAAAAAGGAUGGAUCAACAGCUCUCCAUCGAGCUGUGGAACACAAAAAUUUGGAGGCCCUGAAGACUCUCUUGGAACUCGGCGCGUCGCCAAACUACAAAGAUAAUAAAGGCCUUACUCCACUAUACUACACCAUAACGCUCAAUGUUGAGGCCACGUUUAGCGAAACUUUACUCCACGACCACGCCACAACGGGAUCUCAAGACGCUCAAGGGUGGCAAGAAGUGCAUCAG
Molecule: messenger RNA, 1017 nt
Organism: Leptinotarsa decemlineata (Colorado potato beetle)
Lineage: Eukaryota; Metazoa; Arthropoda; Insecta; Coleoptera; Chrysomelidae
Gene: Prosap
Product: SH3 and multiple ankyrin repeat domains prosap
Cellular component (GO): postsynaptic density; dendritic spine; postsynaptic membrane
Molecular function (GO): synaptic receptor adaptor activity; ionotropic glutamate receptor binding
Source: RefSeq, a predicted model, not a curated record